AUGAAGCUCCUGCUGCUGAGUCUGGGACUGACCCUGAUCUGGGCUCACAAAGAAGGAACCCAUGAUGCUGUGACAAGCAACUUUGAUCCGUCCAAGUAUUCAGGGGAGUGGUAUUCCAUUCUCCUGGCCUCUGAUCAAAAGGAAAAGAUAGAAGAAAACGGUAGCAUGAGGGUUUUUGUGGAAUAUAUCCAUGCCUUGAAGAACUCUUCCUUAGGCUUUAAAUUCCAUAUAAUUAUAAAUGGAGUAUGUGCUGAAAUUGCGUUUGUUUGUGACAAAACAGAAGAGGAUGGUGUAUAUUCUGUUGAAUAUGAUAGACAUAAUACAUUUAAAGUACUUGAAACGGACUAUUGUAACUAUAUUAUUUUUUACCUAAUAAAUGAAAAUCAUGGAAAUACAGUCCAACUGAUGCAGCUCUAUGGUCGAGCACCAGAUGUGAGCUCAGAACUCAAGCAGAAAUUUGUGAAUGUUUCUGAAAAAUAUGGAAUUGUUAAGGAAAACAUAUUGGACCUGACCACUGUUGACCGCUGUAUCCAGGCCCGAGGUGGAACACAGUCCUGA
This is a messenger RNA of Marmota flaviventris (yellow-bellied marmot), 558 nucleotides long. Its product is annotated as major urinary protein 20-like. Lineage: Eukaryota; Metazoa; Chordata; Mammalia; Rodentia; Sciuridae. The record is from RefSeq and is a predicted model, not a curated record. Gene Ontology annotation, molecular function: odorant binding; small molecule binding.